Lichtheimia ornata is the source of this 1740-nucleotide messenger RNA. RefSeq lists its product as uncharacterized. The record is from RefSeq and is a predicted model, not a curated record. Lineage: Eukaryota; Fungi; Mucoromycota; Mucoromycetes; Mucorales; Lichtheimiaceae. The coding region runs from base 1 to 1740 and encodes 579 amino acids. The transcript is spliced from 2 exons. Gene Ontology annotation, molecular function: protein binding.
AUGGCUCGUGCGUUUAUUCACACUAAUCCCCAUAUGCCCGAUGGGUACCUUCUUUUGGCUCGUCACUACCGUCAACAAGAUCAAUUGAACAAUGCAUUGGAGAUUUAUCAACAAGCGCUUGCCAAAGUACCACAUGACAACGUAUACUAUCGCCUUCUUCGAUCCGGAUAUCAAGCAACCACACGUUUACAGCUGAGAUCAUCAUCCAACAGCAACAAUGGUAGCCAUGGCAACAACAACAAUGAACGUAUCCCAUACGACAUCACCAUGAUGAUUUUCGAGUACCUUGAUUUACGUGAUCUCUUUACGUGCAUGGGAGUUUGUCGUCAAUGGUGUUACAACAUUCUAGACUGGCCCGUUAUGUGGGAGACAUUUGCAACUCGCUAUCCCGAAACAUACAUACCACGAGUGUACGAUGCAUCAACCGAUACGCAUUUCAACGAGCUCAGGCUUAAUGUUUCAUCGGUGGAUAUUUGCACCGACAUGGAUACUUGGAUUAAUCUCCUUUACUACAUGAAAAGCUCAGCUGUCCAAUCCUUAUAUUUGGAUUUUAAAGAUCAGUCCUUUCUCGAUGACGCUCAACUAGAAACGCUUUUAUUAUCGCUAGCAGGUGCAAUCCAAUGCAUUAGCCCACAUCUCAAACGCAUCACUAUAUAUGAUCCACCGGCAUCCAAGAGUGAUCUGCUGACGACUGUGCUUGAAAGUUGUAUCGAUCUUGAACAUGUGGCUAUACAAGUGAACCCUGCAUGGAGAGGCCGCACUACACGCCGUGCUCCCACGCCCAACAACACGUGUAGCUAUUCAAGAAGACCCCUUCAAUUAGCUCUUCCUUUUUCCUUGACUCGAUUGGAGUUGUCGAUGGAUUAUCCUUGGAGAAACAAGCAAGAUCACCAUCUCUUAAUGGAUAUCAUUCGACGAUGCCCGCAAUUGAAUCAUCUCACACUUGAUGCAGAUGACUAUAUCAAUCAUGGUGCUAUUAUACGGCAAGCAACGGUAUCAUGCCCUAUGCUCAAGACGUGUAUUGUGAAGCACAAUGACGCUCGUUCUCCUCGACGUUUCCAUCAACAACAUAGUCAUUCCGCAUCCAAAGAUCAUCAUGGCCUAGAAACACUUGUCGUGACUGGAUGGCAUGUACAAGGCAAUCCAGAUGAUUUAUACAGCCUCUUUUCCAAGCAUCACAAAACAAUCAAGCAUUUGCGUCUGGAUUGCGAUACUCGUCUUGUGAAUGCAAAAUUCUUGGCUCAAGUGGGUGCACUUGGUUUACCAAACCUUGAAGAAUUACAUUUGGCCACUGCUGGAGAAACCGAACAGGCAUCGAUGACCGUAAAGGAUAGCAUCGAGGCCUUGUUAUCAUCCUGCCCCCAAUUAGCAACACUCGAAGUCAAUGGACCCAUCGAUGAACAAGAUACCCAACAUCGUCAACAACAUACCACCACUGCUAUUAGCAAGCAUCCAUACCCUGCAAUGCAUCAUCUCAUACUCAGGACACCCUUGAUUCAAUCAUUUCUUUUGCAAUCCAACUGCGCAUCGGUAAGAAUCCCAGCGUUUGAACGACUUGAAUUAGUUGGCAUAGACAUAACUGAUAAUGUCAUGUCCAUCGUCAAAGAUAUGGUUUCGCUCAAAUACGCUCAACUAAUGGGUUGCAAGGUGAACGCAAAAACGGAAUCCGAUAACGAGAAAGCCUCCUUGGCAUCAUCACACAAUGAAGACAAGCAACACCACCAUCACAUCAAGAAUUGA